GGUGAACCCGGCAAACAAGGAGCUCCUGGUGGCGCUGGAGACCGGGGACCCCCUGGACCUGUCGGACCCCCAGGCCUGUCUGGACCUUCCGGAGAACCUGGCAGAGAGGGCAACCCUGGAUCAGAUGGUCCUCCAGGUAGAGAUGGUUCCGCUGGCAUCAAGGGCGACCGUGGUCAGACAGGCCCAGCUGGUGCUCCCGGUGCCCCUGGCGCCCCAGGCUCCCCCGGACCUGUUGGCCCAACUGGCAAACAAGGAGACAGAGGAGAGUCUGGCGCACAAGGACCUGCUGGACCUCCUGGGCCCGCUGGCGCUAGAGGAAUGGCUGGACCCCAAGGACCCCGUGGAGACAAGGGCGAGGCCGGAGAGACCGGAGAAAGAGGACAGAAGGGACACCGCGGCUUCACUGGCCUGCAGGGUCUUCCCGGACCUCCAGGCACUGCUGGAGACCAAGGUGCUGCUGGUCCUGCUGGCCCAACUGGUGCAAGAGGCCCACCCGGCCCCGUCGGUCCCCAUGGUAAGGACGGUUCUAACGGCCAGCCCGGUCCUAUUGGCCCACCUGGUCCUCGUGGUCGUUCUGGAGAAGUUGGCCCAGCUGGUCCCCCUGGUAACGCCGGACCCCCUGGCCCCCCUGGUCCUCCCGGCCCCGGAAUCGACAUGUCCGCCUUCGCCGGGCUGGCUGCUCCCGAGAAAGCCCCAGAUCCCAUGAGGUACAUGCGGGCUGACGAGGCCUCCAGCUCCCUGAGGCAGCACGACGCCGAGGUCGACGCCACCCUCAAAUCCCUCAACAACCAGAUCGAAAACAUCCGCAGCCCUGAGGGCUCCAAGAAGAACCCGGCCCGCACCUGCAGAGACCUGAAACUGUGCCACCCCGACUGGAAGAGCGGAGACUACUGGAUCGAUCCCAACCAGGGCUGUGCGGUCGAUGCCAUCAAGGUGUUCUGCAACAUGGAGAGCGGGGAGACCUGCGUGUACCCCAACCCAGCCAGCAUCCCCCGCAAGAACUGGUGGACCAGCAAGAGCUCGGACCGCAAGCACGUCUGGUUCGGAGAGACCAUGAAUGGAGGAUUCCAUUUCAGCUAUGGUGAUGACAGCCUGGCCCCCAACACUGCCAGCAUCCAGAUGACGUUCCUGAGACUGCUGUCCACAGAGGCUUCCCAGAACCUCACCUACCACUGCAAGAACAGCAUCGCCUACAUGGACCAGAGCGCCGGCAACCUGAAGAAGGCCGUCCUGCUGCAGGGCUCCAACGACGUGGAGAUCAGAGCCGAAGGGAACAGCCGCUUCACCUACAACGUGCUGGAGGAUGGCUGCACGAAACACACUGACCGAUGGGGCAAGACGGUAAUCGAGUACAAGUCUCAGAAGACGUCCCGCCUGCCCAUUGUGGACAUUGCACCCCUAGAUAUUGGAGGGUCGGACCAGGAAUUCGGCGUCGACAUUGGCCCAGUCUGCUACUUGUAAAAUAACUUAAAAAGAGUCAAGAAAAAAACAAACUCACUCAACUCAA
This is a messenger RNA of Polyodon spathula (Mississippi paddlefish), 1507 nucleotides long. RefSeq names its product collagen alpha-1(II) chain-like. The record is from RefSeq and is a predicted model, not a curated record. NCBI's taxonomy places the organism in Eukaryota, Metazoa, Chordata, Actinopteri, Acipenseriformes, Polyodontidae. Gene Ontology annotation, molecular function: extracellular matrix structural constituent. The annotation marks the transcript as partial. The transcript is spliced from 12 exons.